AUGGCAAAAAAAGACAACAAGGUCAUCAUGGCCCGCAAUACCAUCAUCGCGUUUAUCUCGGUGGUAGCCAUUGGCAUUCUGGCAUUUGGUACCUAUGUCAGUACCGAUAUGGGGGCCGGUGAGAUUGCCGAGGAAAACAACGACUACCAGGUGAUCGAAAACCCAAGGCCCAGACGUCCCGGCGAUCCGAUAGAAGUCAUCGAAUACUUUUCUUACGCCUGCAUACACUGCAAAACCUUUGACCCGAUUAUCGAAGAAUGGGCUGCUGAACAACCUGAAGAUGUUGCUUUUUCACGCGCACCCGCCACUUUUUCGCCGAUCUGGGCGCUGUUAUCGCAGACCUAUCUGACCUUUGAAGAUCAGGGUGUGCUGGAUCAGAACCACAGUCGCAUGUUCCGUGCGAUUCACGAUGCCGGCCGUCAAUUCUUAACACCGGAAAUGGUGGCUGAAUAUGUUGAUGGACGUGGCUUAUCCAGCGCCGAAUUUCUGCGUGCGUUCAAUUCCCCAGCGGUUAAAGAAGCGAUGCGCAAAGCAGAACGGGAUCAGCUGAGAUUUCAGAUCGCGGCAACACCUUCACUGGUGGUUGCAGGCAAAUAUCUGGUGGGCAUGAACAAUGGUCAGCGACGUGCGCUGCGGGUUGUUGAACACCUGCUCGAACAGGAACGCGCUGCAGAGGACACAAGCACCUAG
Molecule: messenger RNA, 690 nt
Organism: Symbiodinium necroappetens
Lineage: Eukaryota; Dinophyceae; Suessiales; Symbiodiniaceae
Source: the annotation of a GenBank genome assembly